Scomber japonicus (chub mackerel) is the source of this 2235-nucleotide messenger RNA. It is a transcript of the gene dis3l, whose product is annotated as DIS3 like exosome 3'-5' exoribonuclease. Lineage: Eukaryota; Metazoa; Chordata; Actinopteri; Scombriformes; Scombridae. The record is from RefSeq and is a predicted model, not a curated record. Gene Ontology annotation, biological process: rRNA catabolic process. Gene Ontology annotation, cellular component: cytoplasmic exosome (RNase complex). Bases 55 to 2235 code for a protein of 726 amino acids. The transcript has 13 exons. Gene Ontology annotation, molecular function: 3'-5'-RNA exonuclease activity; RNA binding.
UCGAUAACUGGAAAAGCUGGAUAUUAAAUGGCUGAUUUCUGAGUUUACACGAAGAUGAUAAAGACGGAGAGGAUCCUACAUCUGAAGAGCUGCCGGGGACGGAAGGUGCGUGUGGUGCGGGAGCAUUAUCUGCGGGAGGAGGUCCCGUGUUACAGCUCACUGUGUCAGGGGGGCUGCGUGAACGAUGGGAAGGUGUUGCCGGGAGAUUUGAUCCACUAUGUGGUGCCUGACGUCGGCGUGGUGGUCGACUACAUGGAGAUUCUGGAGUUACGAGAGCUGCAGGGCAUCGUCUUCACCCAGACCGCCUGCCAGGCUGUGCAGCACAGCAAAGGACGCAGGCAGUACAACCGUCUGCGAAACCUGCUGAAGGACCCUCGACACGACUGUGUGCUGUUUGCCAAUGAAUUCCAGGAGUAUUCCUACUGUCCGAGGGAGAAAGGGGAGAGCCAGGAGAAGUGGCAGACCAGGUGUGUGUACUCGGCAGCAGUGUGGUACUAUAACCACCUGGCAGGUAUGAUGAAUGUCGUGAUGAUCACAGAAGACCAGGAAGCCGUAGCUCAAUACAACAGCCUCAACUCUGGAGUCUACGUCAUCUCCGUCCAGGAUUAUCUGCAGGACUUCUGGCAGGACCUGCAGGCGGCCCACGAUCUGUACAGCUCCAUUUCUCAGACGCUGCAGGAAAAGGAGAGCGUUAGCGCGGAGGGAGGGAAGGAGUACGCCGAACAUCUGCCCAAUGAAAUCCUGGAGGCCGGGAUCAAGUCUGGACGGUACAUUCAGGGCACUCUGAAUGUGAACAAGCAUCGUUCUCAGCAUGAAGCUUCAGUCAGACCGGAGGGAAUCACCACCAAGAACACAGAUGUGAGUAGGGAGGUGCUGGUGGACGGUAAUAAGAACCGUAACCGAGCGGUGCAUGGUGACGUAGUCGUGGUGGAGCUGCUGCCGAAGAGCGAGUGGAGAGGAAAGGUAACGGCUCUGAGCGAGGGACAAGCGGAGGAGAAGAGAGGAGACGACAGCGAGAGUAAACCGAUGCCAACAGGCCGCAUCGUUGGGAUCCUGCAGAGGAACUGGAGAGACUACGUGGUGACGUUCCCUCCCAGAGAGGGACCUCAGAACAGGAACUCGCAGCGUAUUCUGGCCAUUCCCUGGGACAACCGCAUCCCCAAGAUCCGCAUCAGCACGCAGCAGGCCGACGCUCUGCAGGAUCACAGAGUGGUGGUGCGCAUCGAUUCGUGGGAAAGCUCGUCACUCUAUCCGAACGGACACAGCGUUCGAGUUCUGGGUCGAGCCGGAGAACUGGAGACGGAGAUCAGCACGAUCCUCAUAGAGAACAGCAUCCACGUACCGUCGUUCUCAGACGCACAGCUGAGAGAGAUGCCCGUUAACUCUCCGGAGCAGCCGUGGUCUGUGGAUCCCGCUCAGUUGUCGGAGCGUCAGGACUUGAGACAAACUCACCUGGUGUUCAGCAUCGACCCUCGAGGCUGCGAAGACGUAGACGACACGCUGUCGGUGCGUCGCAUCGCCGGGGGAACCAAGCUGGAGCUCGGAGUUCACAUCGCUGACGUCACUCACUUUGUGGCUAAAGGAUCGCUCACCGACCUGGAGGCACGAGCCAGAGCUACGACGUAUUACCUGGCCGACCGCAGGUACGACAUGCUGCCUGCAGUCCUCAGCUCAGACCUCUGCUCUCUGCUGGGAGGAGUCGACAGGUAUGCGAUGAGCGUGAUGUGGGAGAUCGAUGCCCAAACCCUCGACGUCAACAGGGUGUGGUACGGCCGCACGCUCAUCCGCUCGUCCUACCAGCUGCACUACGAGCUGGCCCAGGCGCUGCUCAACGGGGAAGAGGCCGAGGUGGCGGAGCUCGCUCAGCUCGGGUCCGACCAGAGAGACGCUAAGCUGGCCGAGCUCACGCAGGCUCUGAAGACGCUGACGGACGUAGCAAGACACUUCCGAGCUAAAAGAGACAGAGGAGGAGCUCUGGAGCUGGAAGGAGUGGAGGUUCGAGCCCAGCUGGACAAGGAGAAGAACAUCACGGCUCUGGUUCCCCGCCAGCCGCUGGAGGUGCACGAGACGGUGGCCGAGUGCAUGAUUCACGCCAACCACUGGGUGGCGCGUAAGAUCCAGGAAGCUUUCCCUCACCAAGCUCUGCUGAGGCUCCAUCCGCCUCCGAGGCAGGAGUUCUUCAACCAGCUGGUGGAGAGCGCCUCCGCCAGGGGGUUCACCAUCGACACCAGGUGA